GGUAUUGGUGGACCCUACCUGGCGUCAGAUCCAUGUCGCCAAAUGGAGAACUCACCUUGAAUGGCUUGAUGAAGGCCAAUGGAGUGUGUCCCGAAUGGAACAACGGAAGUUUCCUAGAGACCUGCACUGUUCCGGAAUCGUGGAGCUUUGUGGUGGGCCAGGGUCAGUCCGCAACAUGUCAGUGGGGAAACUCGCUUUUCCCUCCCGCAUCACUACUGCAGGCCAACGGCAAUGUAUGCGAUGUCGCCUUGAAGUGUCAAACCUGCAACCUCAAGCACGACUUCGGCAAUUGCUUUUCGAUUCUCAAGGCUAGCGAUCCUGAAUAUGCAAGCGCUUAUUAG
Molecule: messenger RNA, 341 nt
Organism: Symbiodinium pilosum
Lineage: Eukaryota; Dinophyceae; Suessiales; Symbiodiniaceae
Source: the annotation of a GenBank genome assembly